Durotheca rogersii is the source of this 402-nucleotide messenger RNA. Its product is annotated as DUF1763-domain-containing protein. The transcript is spliced from 2 exons. NCBI's taxonomy places the organism in Eukaryota, Fungi, Ascomycota, Sordariomycetes, Xylariales, Xylariaceae. The record is from RefSeq and is a predicted model, not a curated record. The coding region runs from base 1 to 402 and encodes 133 amino acids.
AUGGCUACUCUCGAGGUUAUCCAUACAUACCGCCACUUGUAUCGAGCACUGCUCCAUGCUGUUCAAUUCGCGCAACCAGCUCGAUUUGUGGCUCGAGACCGACUGAGACGGGCCUUCCGGGAAGGAGAGGGCCAGCUUGACAACCGAAGUCUUAUUAGGACGUUACGAUUCCUAGAAGCGGCCGCCAGAACUCGCGGGAUAGAGCAUAAAGUUCUCAAGAACCUUUUAUUUGUGGAUUACCACCGGUACUACGACUCCCGAAGGCCGUGGAAGCACGUUGAGCGGGCCAUGAAACAGCCCCCGAAGCAAGAUACGCAGAAGCAUAUCGAAAAGACAGCCUACAAACACUACGACAUGACCGUGGCCAUGCUUAACAAAUCCAUGGGUUUAUGCUUGAGAUAA